GCCUCGACGGGCGGCGGCAACUCCAGCCUCCCUCCCAGCGUCCUCCGCCUUUGGGAAACUCAAGGCGAGGGGCCGGCCGGGCCAAGACUAACGAGGGAGGAGGGGAGAGAGGCGCGAAUCCCCCACCCCCUCCCGGGCCGAGGGGGCGGGAGGAGCGCGUCCGGGCCGCCGGCCGAGCCGCGUCUUCCACUCUGCACCUCUUCGCGAGCGGCGCGGGAAGGAUGCUGGUCCGCAAGGGCGCGCGCGCGGGGCCCGGGAUGCCGGGGGGCUGGACCGCGCUCUGCCUGCUGAGUCUGCUGCCCUCUGGGUUCACAAAUACAGACAACUCGACUAGUAUUACCCCGGAGCCAACUAUCCCGGGAAAAAUUUCAGCUCUUACUACAAGUGUAUCCAGCCAGGAAUCCAAAACACCAAGUACCACUGGAAGCACCAGCCCCAGCCUUACCUCUCAGGGCUUCAAUGGGACCACAACAACCAUCUCAGAGACUAGAGUCAACUUGACCUCUUCCCCUGGGACCACCCCAAGCCCUGGAACCACAAACGCUUCUGUACAGCCACAGACCUCCCUAGCCGUGACAGUGCCCACCACCACCUUGGCCAACUUUUCCACUGCAGAGACAACCUUGGAGCCCAGCACAUCACCUGGAAGUAUUUCUAAUCACACACUCAAUAGCACCAGUCCCGAGAUAUCUCCCACUACAUUCUAUAUGUCAUCUGCUUCUACUCCAAGUACCGCCAAGGGAGAAAUCAGAUGCUCGGGAAUCCGAGAAGUGAGAUUGACUCAGGGCAUCUGCCUGGAGCUGAACGAGACCUCCAGCUGUGAGGACUUUAAGAAGGACAAAGGGGAGGAACUGACCCAAGUACUGUGUGGGAAGGAGCAGGCUGACUCGGAGGCUGGGGCCAGGGUGUGCUCCCUGCUCCUCGCCCAGUCUGAGGUUAGGGCUCAGUGCCUGCUGCUGAUCUUGGCCAACAGAACAGAACUUUCCAGCAUGUUCCAGUUUAUGAAAAAGCACCAGUCCGACCUGAGAAAGCUGGGGAUCCGGGAUUUCACCGAGCAAGAUGUGGCAAGCCACCAGAGCUACUCCCGGAAGACCUUGAUUGCGCUGGUCACCUCGGGGGUCCUCCUGGCCAUCCUGGGCACUACUGGCUAUUUCCUCAUGAACCGUCGCAGCUGGAGCCCCACUGGAGAGCGGCUGGGCGAAGACCCUUAUUCCACGGAGAACGGUGGAGGCCAGGGCUAUAGCUCAGGACCUGGGGCCUCCCCCGAGGCUCAGGGAAAGGCCGGUGUGAAGCAAGGGGCUCAGAACGGCACCGGCCAGGCCACCUCCAGAAACGGCCAUUCCGCAAGACAACACGUGGUGGCUGACACCGAACUGUGAUGCGUCCGGGGGGCAGAGUGGGGGGCGGGGUGGUGUCUGCCUCUGUGCGGGCGGCGGCCCCCACCUUGCCGCCUUCCCUUUCCCAGGGUGCACACCUUGGCGGUUUGUGCCUGGGCCCUCCACCCAGGGAGAGGCAGGUGCACCCCUGCCCUCUACACAGCGGCCCUGGGCUUGUGUGGGUCAGGGUGUGAUGGGGAGAAGCCCACGUCCACAGGCAGAGGAGCCCUGGGGGAGGCUUCCCACUUAGAUGCCUUCUUCCUCCCCUCCUCCUCUGCCUCACUGCAGGAACCCCCAGGGCAAAGGAGGGACUUUUCUAGGUUAUUAACUGCCUCCCAGGAGGCUUGGAAUUUUACUGUUUCUUCCUCAUAGUUUCUUUCUCUCCUCUAGGGAAACCAGAGCCACCCUUUGCAGCUGCUCCCUUGUCACAGUAUAGCCAGCAAAAAACGUGUUGUCUUAAACCACUCCCUGUAUCCCUCUUCCAAAGACACUGUGGGCUGAGUCACCAGCUCGGGGCUUGCUCUCCAGGCCCCUGCAGGGCCCUGGUGCACCCCCUAUCUGUGCUCGGAGGCCUGCCCUGUCUUCUGGCUGCAGUCGGGAAUGGGGUCAAAUGGCUCCGUCCUGGCCUUGCCGAGGCCCCCAGACAUUCUCCUUUGCUCCUUUUCCUCCUGGUUCUGAGUGGACUGGACCCUGGGAGCCGGUCCUUGAGCCGAGCGUCUGGACCUGGCUUCUCCGGGGAAUCGCUGAGCUCCGAAGCCAGGCCCCAGCCUCCCACUCUGGCCUCCACGGCUUCCUCCUCCCUCCCUGACUCCUGGGUUGAGCUGUGGCCUCAGUCCCCCAGCAGAUUCCUUUCCGUCUCCUCCCCUCCCACACUCCUUCACUGCCCUGCACCUGCGUGGUCAGAGCCCCAGCACACCCCAGUGGGCCCCUCCCACACUGCCUCCUCUGCGGGUGGCCCUGUUCCCUGUUGUCGCCGUCAUUUUUCCAGAGGGGUGAGCAGGGAUCCUGGUUUCAAUGACGGCUGGAAAUAGAACUUUCCAGAAAUGAGAGGAUUGGGUGGAUUUUUUUUUUUCUGAAUAAAAAUCAGUGUGUGUAAAUACUGUAAUUAAAGCAAUCCCAGACCACCA
Oryctolagus cuniculus (rabbit) is the source of this 2503-nucleotide messenger RNA. RefSeq names its product CD34 molecule (gene CD34). The record is from RefSeq and is a predicted model, not a curated record. Gene Ontology annotation, cellular component: membrane. Gene Ontology annotation, biological process: cell-matrix adhesion. Lineage: Eukaryota; Metazoa; Chordata; Mammalia; Lagomorpha; Leporidae.